Messenger RNA from Plutella xylostella (diamondback moth), 808 nucleotides. RefSeq lists its product as uncharacterized. NCBI's taxonomy places the organism in Eukaryota, Metazoa, Arthropoda, Insecta, Lepidoptera, Plutellidae. The record is from RefSeq and is a predicted model, not a curated record.
GCCUUGAAGUGGUUCAAUGAUAAAAUUGAACACUGUAAAUAAAUUUCAGCUCAUAUCACUGUAAGCCAAUUUGAGGAUGAAGCCGGUGCGCUGAUAAUUCAAGGAACUUCUUACUCCAAAUUGGACUACUGCCGAUUCGUACGCAUUGACGGUGUUGGUUUCACCACAAACAACAUGCCAUCUGACUAUCACAGCGUGAGUGACCUAGCGGUGGGCAAGUGUAGCUUACGUAUCGAGAGCCCUUCGGUGCUGGACCGCCACCCUUGGACCGUGGUGGCUGCCAGAAACGGCCAGGAGUACAGUGCUGCCACCAACCACGCACUGACUACGGACGAUGGCGGGGAGGAAGCAGCUGCAUCGAGCCGAAGCAACGUGUUCCUGCUGUCCUGGGUGGUGAUAUUCGCCAACCUCGUACUCAUGAGUACACUAGUACUCCAUCUGGCCUGGGGCUACAGGAGGGCGCAGCCUGGUAGAACUGAACAACUGAAUCAUAUACCUCAAGUGGUCAUUAACGAAGCCGAGCCAAGGAAAGUGCCUUUAAAUUAGAGAUAACAAAAGUUCUGAAUUAAUUUAUUUUAUACUACGGCCAAAUUAUGCUACGGCGUAGCCUCGUAGCAAAUAAUUGUAAAACGCCAUCUGUGAAUUAUUCAGGAAACCUUUUCGUGAAUGCUCUGACUAAAAAGUUUUGUUUGGAACAAUUUGAAAGUAGAUGGAGUAUAGAGUUCAAAAUUAAACAGUUUUUAUAAUUUAAUAAUAAUGUAGGCAGGAGGUACAACUUUAUUUUUGAUAAUAAACGGGUAAAUGUCAA